CCAAAGCAUUAUGCAAGUUCAUCAGUCACUCUGGUUGAUGUUUAAUGAGAAUUCACCAGUUAAGGCCACAUACCAAGGAUUGCAGCGCUGUUAAACACAACCACCCCCAGGAAAAACCCUAGUCAUCCCGGAGACUCUGCCCCUUUGGUAUAAAUGCCUGUUAUCUGAAUUUAGAUCAACUGCUGUGUCAUUCACACAGAUACGACAGAUACAGAUACGGUUUCUUGUUCUUCUGUCUGUCUGUCUAUACGUCUUCGCAGCCAGGUAACUAGCUAGCUUAGAUAUCCCUGCUGACUAGCUGGUAGUGCUAACCAUGUGUAAUGUAAAGAUAUUUUAUGGCAGUUUGGAAAAGCAUCCAAAGUAGGGGUGUGUAUUGACAAGAAUCUGGCGAUACAAUACAUGUCAGGAUACAGCAACGAUAUGUUGUAUUACUAUAUUUGCGGUACUAUAGAAAUAACGAUUUAUAGAGUUUUUUGUCAUUAUAGUUAACACACGAUGCUGUUCCACCUUAACAUAAGGUUACUAACAUUGGAAGAGAGGGAUCUACAACUACUUUGGAAUCACUCGAGGAGAAAGAAAAGAAAAAUGAAAUGAACCAACAACAGGAAUGUUUGACUGGGAAUUGUUAAUUCAAAAAUCAAUACAUUGUUGUAGAACAGGGUUGUCAAACUCAAAGAACUGUUGAAAAUGACAAUGACUGAACAAACUGUAACAAAAGAAAAAACCUGUCCAAACAUACACUUCUGUUUUAUUGUUUAUUAACACCGGAAUCCGGGCACAGAAAAUAUUUUCUGUGGACUCUGGCCAAAUUUUCACAUGAUGUCAUGUGAGGCUGGCCCCGCCCACUGUGAGCCUGCAGGAUAUAAAUGUUUUGCAGUCUGUAUUUAGAAACACAAAUUUGGCCCCGCCCACUGUGAGCCUGCAGGAUAUAAAUGUUUUGCAGUCUGUAUUUAGAAACACAAAUUGAUUGCUGCAGGCUCUUUCACCUCCUACUUAUCAAGCACUUUGGCCUCCAGGUUUAUAAGAAGCAUCAAAAACCGGUCCCAGCACCGACGGACGCAGGAGACAGGUGGACACCAUGGCUCAGAAGACGGUCCUGAUCGUGUACGCUCACCAGAGCUUAGGCUCCUUUAACGAGGCCGUGCGUGACGUGGCGCUCCAGGAGCUGACGAAGCAGGGGUAUAAGGUCAUCGUGUCUGACCUGUACGCCAUGAACUUCAGAGCCAGCACUACAAGGGAAGAUAUCAUUGGUGACCUGAAGAACCCAGAAUUGUUCCAGUAUGGAGAGGAGUCCAUGGCGGCCUGGAAGGAGGGUCGUCUCAGCGAUGACAUCGUAGCUGAGCAACGCAAAGUGGAAGAGGCUGAGUUUGUCAUCUUCCAGUUUCCGUUGUACUGGUUCAGUGUUCCUGCCAUCAUGAAGGGAUGGAUGGACCGAGUCCUCACACAGGGCUUCGCCUUCUCCCUCCAGAAGCUUUAUGACAAAGGCGCUUUAAAGGAUAAAAAAGCCAUGUUGUCCUUCACAACUGGAGCCAUGCAGACAAUGUUUCGGCCUGAUGGGAUCAACGGGGACAUCAACGUCACACUGUGGCCCCUGCAGAAUGGUGUCCUGCACUUCUGUGGAUUUCAGGUUCUUGCUCCUCAGAUUUUCUGGGGUCCAGCUCACUGUCCACCCACAGUGCGAGCAGCAAUGCUCCAGGGGUGGCAGACCCGACUGCAGGGUCUGGUGGCAGAGAAGCCCCUGACAUUUGCCCCCAGCGAUCUUUUUGACCUCACCGUCAAAGGUGGCUUCAUGCUUUUGCCAGAAGCUAGAGCAGAGCAGGAGUCGCAGCCGUACGGCCUCAGCACAGGCCACCAUCUAGGAAAACUGCUGCCACCUGACAACCAGAUUAAAGCUCAGCCCGCAGACGACAAAGAAACGGAAAACUCCUAGAUUGAUAAUAUCUCAGUUAAUAUGACCAAUUUCAAUUUGAUUAUUGUUUGGAAUUAUUUAAUAUAGAAAUAAUAUUUUUGCAAUUAAGCUUUUUUUUGUUUGUUUCUUUAAAUCUUUCUGUAAGCAGUAAAUGUAUUGUCAAAAUAUAAAUUAUCAAAAAUCUC
Molecule: messenger RNA, 2094 nt
Organism: Cynoglossus semilaevis (tongue sole)
Lineage: Eukaryota; Metazoa; Chordata; Actinopteri; Pleuronectiformes; Cynoglossidae
Product: NAD(P)H dehydrogenase [quinone] 1
Exons: 7
Coding region: 1079-1930 (283 amino acids)
Cellular component (GO): cytosol
Molecular function (GO): NAD(P)H dehydrogenase (quinone) activity
Source: RefSeq, a predicted model, not a curated record